UUUUUUUUUUGAACUUUAAAACUCCCUAUUUUAAUGAACGAGACUUAAUAAAUUUCGAAUUUUUUUGAUUUGAAAAGUCUUAUAGUAAAUAUGUUUAUCAUUAACUGGUUUUUUGAUGUUUUAGCGACUUUGGGACUUGUUAAUAAAAAUGCAAAGAUUUUAUUCUUGGGCCUAGACAAUGCUGGAAAGACGACUUUACUGCAUAUGUUAAAAAAUGAUCGUUUGGCUACAUUGCAGCCAACGCUACAUCCUACCUCAGAGGAAUUAUCCAUAGGUAACGUCCGUUUCACAACUUACGACCUUGGUGGCCAUCAACAAGCACGCCGUCUUUGGAAAGAUUAUUUCCCAGAAGUGUCUGGUAUUGUGUUUAUGGUAGAUGCUGUAGACCGUGAACGAUUUGCGGAAAGUAAGACUGAAUUAGAUGCCCUUCUUUCUAUUGAAGAACUUUCAACCGUGCCUUUCCUAAUCUUGGGAAAUAAAAUUGAUGCAGUUGGUGCAGUAUCCGAAGAAGAAUUGAGACAUGCACUUGGAUUGUAUCAAACAACUGGAAAGGGUAAAGUCAUGUUAAAAGAUAUUCGUCCUAUUGAAGUUUUCAUGUGUUCCGUCGUUAUGCGACAAGGAUAUGGUGACGGUUUUCGUUGGGUAUCUCAAUAUAUGUAAAGCAUAAUUGUCUUAUUACUAUAAUCAAUGCCGUUAGGCUAAACGGUACUAUUUCCCUUAAUAUCAUACAUACGAAAAAACUUUUAAUUCCUCUUUAAAAAACUUUUAAUAUCAUUUAUUUUGCUAAUUAAGAAAUAUUAUGUGUAAAGAACAGUUUAAUAUUUUUAAAGAAAAUAAAUUUUUUUCUAUUUUUUUUUUUCUUUCUUUUUUUUUGGAAAAA
Rhizophagus irregularis DAOM 181602=DAOM 197198 is the source of this 880-nucleotide messenger RNA. Its product is annotated as COPII coat GTPase. The record is from RefSeq and is a predicted model, not a curated record. Gene Ontology annotation, biological process: intracellular protein transport; endoplasmic reticulum to Golgi vesicle-mediated transport; membrane organization. Gene Ontology annotation, cellular component: COPII vesicle coat; endoplasmic reticulum exit site. Gene Ontology annotation, molecular function: GTPase activity; GTP binding. Lineage: Eukaryota; Fungi; Glomeromycota; Glomeromycetes; Glomerales; Glomeraceae.